Molecule: messenger RNA, 2104 nt
Organism: Mauremys reevesii (Reeves's turtle)
Lineage: Eukaryota; Metazoa; Chordata; Testudines; Geoemydidae
Product: cholesterol side-chain cleavage enzyme, mitochondrial
Exons: 9
Coding region: 137-1708 (523 amino acids)
Biological process (GO): cholesterol metabolic process; glucocorticoid biosynthetic process; C21-steroid hormone biosynthetic process
Cellular component (GO): mitochondrial inner membrane
Molecular function (GO): monooxygenase activity; heme binding; iron ion binding
Source: RefSeq, a predicted model, not a curated record
GAUUCAACUGGCUAGCUCAUAUCCUUGACAGAGACUGUGUUAAUAUAAGAGCAAGGCUCUUGGAGCAUGGGCCAGUCUGUAGGAAUUUUGCCUCACGAGGUGACUCAUUGGUUUUAUUCUCCCUUUUCUCAGGGCCAUGUUAGCCAGGGGUGGCGUGCGUUUGCCAGCUUUAGCCAAUCCCAGCAGCCUGUGGAUCCUCUCCCCUACUGAGAAUAGCCAGAUCCUCGGCAACCGCAGGGCUUACACAGCCGCUGGCGAGGUGUACUCUCCUUCCCUCCAAAGGAAGGUGGCCCGGUCCUUCAGCGAGCUCCCAGGCAACUGGAGAACAGGCUGGCUUAACCUCUUUCACUUCUGGCAGGAGGGUGGCUUCCACAACGUCCACAACAUCAUGAUCCACAAGUUCCAGAAGUUUGGACCCAUUUACAGGGAGAAACUCGGUCUCUACCAGAGUGUGAAUAUCAUUAACCCUGAAGAUGCUGCUACGCUCUUUAAAUCGGAGGGCAACUACCCAGAGAGGUUCAUGGUGCCACCUUGGAUGGCCUACCGUGACUUCCGCAACAAACCAUAUGGAGUGCUUCUCAAGAAGGGAGAGGCCUGGCGCUCCGACCGCCUCAUUCUGAAUAAAGAGGUACUGUCCCUGCAGGUGAUUGACUGCUUUGUGCCCCUGUUGAAUGAGGUGAGCGAGGACUUUGUCAAGAGGGUCCGAGUCCAGAUCGAGAAGAGUGGCCGGGGAAGGUGGACGGCCGACCUCACCAAUGAGCUGUUCCGCUUCGCCCUGGAGUCCGUGUGCAACGUCCUGUAUGGAGCACGCCUUGGGCUCCUGCAGGAUUUAAUUGACCCUGAGGCGCAGAAUUUCAUCGAUGCCGUGACCCUGAUGUUCCACACCACCUCACCCAUGCUCUACAUCCCACCCAGUGUGCUCUGCAGGAUCAACUCUAAAACCUGGCGGGACCAUGUGCAAUCCUGGGAUGUGAUUUUCAGGCAUGCUGACAAGUGCAUCCAGAAUACCUACCGAGAGCUCCGGCUGGACCGGAAAAGCACCAAGGAAUAUACUGGCAUUCUGUCCAGCCUCUUAGUACAGGACAAGCUGCCCAUCGAUGACAUCAAGGCCAACAUGACAGAGAUGAUGGCGGGCGGGGUGGACACAACUUCCAUGACCCUCCAGUGGGCCAUGUUCGAACUGGCUCGCACUCCAGUGGUGCAGGAGCAGCUGCGGGCAGAGAUCUUUGCGGCCAGACAGGCAUCACAGGGCAAUAUCCUGAAGAUGUUGAAAGCCAUCCGGCUGCUCAAAGCUGUCAUCAAGGAAACACUCAGGCUCCAUCCAGUGGCAGUGACCCUACAGAGAUACACAACACAGGAGAUUAUCCUCCAGGACUAUUUCAUCCCCGCCAAGACUCUAGUGCAGGUUGGAAUUUACGCUAUGGGCCGUGAUCCCAAGUUCUUCACCAAGCCAGAGCUGUUCGACCCGGCGAGAUGGCUGAAAAUGGACUCUACAUACUUUAAGGGGCUGGGGUUUGGCUUUGGGCCACGCCAGUGCCUCGGUCGCAGGAUUGCUGAGCUGGAGAUGCAGCUCUUCCUGAUCCAUAUGCUGGAGAACUUCAAGAUAGAAACCAAGAGAGGAGUGGACAUUGGUACCAAGUUUGACCUCAUCCUGAUCCCAGACAAACCCAUAUGCCUUACGUUACGGGCCUUGGACUCCCAGCCAUGAAUGGAACAGAAGCUACCGCUCCCCACUGAUUCUGUGACAAGGCUGGGACAAUGGGUGAUGGAGCCAACAUCAACCCAUCUUGAGCCAGCUGAAGUGCUGUCACCUGUGUUUGGGACAAUCUGUACAUAUAAUUUAUGUCCUUGUGGAACUUUGUCUCUAGACAUAAAAAUUAGACUCUAGUAAGGAGAAAUGAAGGGGGCUAGGGGUGUGUGUGAUAGGAUUCCUUGUGGUGCAACCUGGAAUUGGGGUUCUACUGAGCCCUCUGACCUAUCAGCCUGGGCUCCCUCUCACCAGGGCCGCCCAGAGGAUCCAGGGGGCCUGGGGCAAAGCAAUUUUGGGGCCCCUUCCAUAAAAAAAUUGCAAUACUAUAUUCUUGUGGGGGCCCCUGCGGGGCCC